This is a messenger RNA of Amphimedon queenslandica, 2420 nucleotides long. RefSeq names its product mismatch repair endonuclease PMS2-like. Gene Ontology annotation, molecular function: ATP binding; ATP hydrolysis activity; ATP-dependent DNA damage sensor activity. Gene Ontology annotation, cellular component: MutLalpha complex. The transcript has 23 exons. The coding region runs from base 17 to 2371 and encodes 784 amino acids. NCBI's taxonomy places the organism in Eukaryota, Metazoa, Porifera, Demospongiae, Haplosclerida, Niphatidae. The record is from RefSeq and is a predicted model, not a curated record. Gene Ontology annotation, biological process: mismatch repair.
UGCUUGUGAGUGUCACAUGCACAUCAUGGCCGGUCAUAAAGAGUCACAUACGCGUAUGAACAAGGGGUGUGGCUACACACGUGGAACUUUGUGGAAAGAUACAAGAUACAUGUCAUCCAUGUCAUCCUUACAGAGGAUUGAUAAGGAGAGUGUUCACAGGAUCUGCUCCGGUCAGGUUGUCCUUAGUUUAGCUGUUGCCGUCAAAGAACUGGUAGAGAAUAGCAUUGAUGCGGGUGCUACCAGUAUAGAAGUCAGAUUGAAGGAGUUUGGCUCUGAAGUUGUUGAAGUGGCAGAUAACGGGUCUGGUGUUCAUCCUGAUAAUUAUCAGAAAUUGACACUAAAGCAUUUCACUUCCAAGAUAACAGAUUUUUCUGAUAUUGCCACCAUUAAUACGUUUGGUUUUCGUGGAGAAGCAUUGAGCUCAUUAUGUGCAUUAAGUAAUCUCAGAAUAACAACAUGUACCAGUGGUCAGACUGCUGGCUCAAAUAUAGAAUAUGAUCAUUCUGGACGGAUUAAACUUCAGACAAAAUGUGCUCGAGAGAUAGGUACGACGGUAUUUCUUAAUAACCUGUUUUGUACUCUGCCUGUUCGGCAAAAAGAAUUUCAUCGCAAUUUGAAAAAGGAGUAUGGUCGUAUGAUACAAAUGUUACAAGGCUAUUGUAUCAUAUCAAAACAAGUUAAAGUGACCUGCUACAACCAGACAGGAAAAAUUAAACGUCAACUUGUACUCUCAAACUCUGGUGGCUCUGAAAUCAUUUCCAACAUUUCGUGUGUCUUUGGACCCAAACAAACUGAAAGCAUUGUGUCAAUAGUGGAGUGCCCAUUUGAUAUUCUUACUAUUGAUGAUGAGGGAGCUGAUAAUCAUGAGCUAUACAGCAAAUUCAAGCUCAGCGGUUUCGUAUCUAAGUGUGAACAUGGGUCUGGUAGAAGUAGCACUGACAGACAAUUCUUUUUCAUUAAUGGAAGGCCUUGUGAUCAUUCAAAGUUGAGUAAAACUGUCAAUGAAGUGUAUCACAUGUUCAAUCCCCAUCAAUAUCCAUUCAUUGUUUUGAACAUAUCAACACAGAGAGAAUCUGUUGAUGUCAAUGUGACUCCUGAUAAACGUCAAGUGAUGUUACAAGAAGAAAAGGCUCUUUUGUUUUUUCUAAAGGCAUCUUUGUUGGAAAUGUUUAAGCCAGAGCAGAGACUAGUCUCAACAAUCUCCAGCAAUACAAAGCAUGUUUUGUCUCCUGAUGAUAAUAAGCUUACAAGAAUUAAAAGACCAUUGUCUGCCUCCAGUAGUUUGAGUACUGAUGAAGAAGAGCCAAGCCAAAAACAGUCUCGCUUGACAUCAUUUGGUAUUACGUCAUCUCCAGUAAUCUUAAAACCUUCAGUUCCAAAUCAGCAAUCAACUAGCUGUACAACUCCCUCUUCUAAGUGUCAGCCAUCUGCUGGUAUCGUUUCUCCUGUUCUUCAUCCUACUUGUUUGAAAACUAAAAAAUCCAGCUCUUCCAGUCACACUACUACUGACAGUUCAAAGAAUGGAGUCAGUCAUUCUAUUGAUCUUACUAAUGGGGAGAAAGAUGUUCGCAUUGAACACAUAACAUAUGAUAUGGAUUCUUCUUUUAGUAAAGAUCAUCAUGUCAGUGAUGAGCAUCAAGUGACUUUUGACAUUGAUAAAAUAGUAUCUCGAAUUCAGCAUAAGAAUGAAUCAACAGAAAGAGAUGAGAGUAAGAGACGGUAUUUUCAUGCAAAGAUUAGGCCUGACAGUAAUCAAGAUGCUGAAGAAGAAUUGAAACGUGAACUAAACAAAGAGCAGUUUAAAGAAAUGGAAAUCUUGGGCCAGUUCAAUUUAGGUUUUAUUAUAGCUAAGUUAGACAAUGACCUGUUUAUCAUUGACCAGCAUGCAACUGAUGAAAAGUACAAUUUUGAAAGGCUCAAAAGAGACACUGUUUUAGAGCAUCAGUCAUUGAUACAUCCACUGCCUGUUGAAGUUACUGCUGUGGGUGAGUCAGUCAUUAAAGACAAUUUGGAGGUUUUUGAAAAGAAUGGAUUUCGUUUCUCUUUUGAUGAAGAAGCUCCGCCAACUAAAAGAGUGAAACUUAUUGAGCAACCAGUUAGUAAAAAUUGGUCAAUGGGAACUUCUGAAAUUGAAGAGCUGAUCUUUUUAUUGACUGAUUACCCAGGUGAAAUGGUGAGACCACACUGUGUAACAAAGAUGUUGGCCAGUCGUGCUUGUCGUGGUUCAAUUAUGAUUGGUACUGCUCUUGGUAAAAAGGAGAUGUCAAAGAUUGUUGCUCACAUGGCUGAAAUGGACCAACCCUGGAACUGUCCGCAUGGUAGACCCACUAUCAGACAUUUAAUAGAUAUAUCAAAGUUGGACAUUAAAUAAUUAAUCACUUUUAUCAUUUUAUGUUAUUAACUGUUUUGAGUAUUUUGUA